AUGACGCGGCCAGCACCCACAAGCUGCAGUUAUCGUCGUUGCAGCUCGCUUCUCAUCUUCCUAUCCUCUCUUCUAUGUGUUUACUUUUCUUUCGAAUUUGUUGCUUCUCAACAAGAACAACACUUUUAUCCAACUUCACAAAUUCUCGUGUGGGGUAACAAUGUGGACCACAAAUGUGGUUAUCCCUACAUGAUGAGUUCAGAGCUUCCCGUUCGAAGUAAACGAUUGGAACAGGCUGCUUUCACAAAUUCUUAUUCCUCGUAUUAUCAUCCAGCUUUGGGUUUGUCGAAUGUGAACUCUUCGUUAGUGCAAGUCGCGGAUGGAUUUUCAUUUAAAAUGAUUUUAGUACAUUAUGUGAAUGGAGAGAAUGGAAAUUUUGUCAAUGAAACCAUCUAUGGAUGUGGAGAUAAUGGAAAUAAUCAAUUAGGCUUUUUUGAUCAACCACCGAUUGCUAUCUCUCCGAUGGCUCCAAUUUAUACAUUUAGUACUGCUGAUUUAUUAUCAACCAAUCCAUUGCGAGAUUUAAAAAUUGUACAACUCACUUGCUGGUUUGAUUGUCUUGCUUUGACCAAUGAUGGAAAGGUAUUUCGACAUGAAAUUUACACGAGAAAAUGGGUACAAUUAGCAUUUCCUUCCACCAUGAUUCAUCCCGAUACGUCAUUGGAAAUCCCAGUAAAUAUUAUUCAAAUUGAAGAAACUGGAGCUUUUGGAAAAGAAACAUAUUUCGCCUUGACCAGUGAAGGAUUUGUAUUCACUUGGGGUUACAACAAUUCGGGAAUUCGAGGACAUUCCUUCGAGGUAGAACUCGCAGAAACUCCAAUGAUCAUUCCUUCUUUAAGAAAUAUUACGUUCAUCACGACAGGAAGUUUUAUCAAUGAGGAUCAUUCUUCUUCGAUGGCUCUUGCCAUUAAUUCCACAGGACAUGUCUUUACAUGGGGAAGUAAUGAAGAAGGAGCUCUUGGAUUGAACAUGGUUGAAACUUGUGUGACCUGUAUUGUCCCAUUUCCUCAAUUAGUUCCAUUCAAUUAUGAACUAACAGGUCGAAUUGUAAAAGCUGAUGCCAUUGCGUUGCAUGUCGUAGCAUGGAGUGAAAAUGGUCAAAUUUUCACAUGGGGAAGCGAUGUCGAUGCUCAAACCAGUAAUGGUCUCGGCAUGCAAAUUUCACCUUGGAACAUGACAGAAUAUUUCUAUGAAAAAGUAAUAGAAAACUCUCCAAUGGAUUCUUUCAUUGUAAAGGAAUGUAGUGUUUCAGUUGGAGCUACUGCAUGUUUAAUUGGAGGAAAUAUUUAUUCAUUUGGAUCAAUUCCAACUCGUGGAACGCUGGUGAGUGAGCAAAUUGCUUUGGUUCCAUUACCGAGCAAUGUAACAACCUUCAAAUUGUUGAGAGAGGGAGGAAUUGCAGUUUUGGAAAAUAAUGAAGUUUAUGUGUGGGGUGUGAAUUGGCAGGCAAAAGGAUGUUUUGAUGAUUAUUAUCAUUUACAGUUUCCACAGCCAUUGUCUAGGAAUCCACCAACGCCAUUCAAGCCAUUUAUCAAUAGUUCUGAACCUGAAGACAAACAACAGCUAUCUAACGUCAUUAUUCAGGGAGGAUUUGAUUGUAACUAUGUCCUCAUUACAAAACCAAACAAGACACAAUCCACGCUACAUGUUUGGGGUCAAUGCCAAAAUAGUCUCAAUUUAGCAGCAACAGCACCUGUCAAAGAACCUUCCGAUGAUCAAAUUCCGUUUUUCAACCUCUCAGACAGAAUGAUUGACAUUAGUUACAAGCAAACACAUGCACUAGCUCUCACUUCGAAUGGAACAGUGAUUGGUUGGGGUGAAAAUUACAACAAUCAAUUAGGCUUUUCUUCGCAAACUCAAACUCCUAUCCCAUUAUUACAAGAAAUACCACUCGAGGAGAGAAGAGCAACACAGAUUUCAGCAGGUGUGAGCUUCUCUCUCAUUUUGUUGAAUAAUGGAUCUUUGAUUGGAGCUGGAAGUAAUUAUCGAGGAAAUUUAGCCUCUGAAAUUAGCCCAGUUUCACAAUUUACAAUCAUUAACACUACAUUUUUACAAGAAGGUGAAUCGAUUAUAGAUAUUGAAGCUUGUGAUGAAGUAUCCUUUGUCGUGACUUCUUCAGGUAAAGUUUACGGAUCUGGCUCCAACGAUGGGUUGAGACUAGUGAAUAAUCCCAGUAUUGUACAAAUUCCUUAUUUCGUUCCGUUGAAAGGUGGAAUUAUUGAUUCAAAACGAAUUAUUAAGGUGGUUGGUUAUUAUUUCGCAGUUUUGCUUUCUGAGGAUGGUGAUGCAAUAGUUUUCAAAGAUGGAACUUCCAAAAAAUUGGAAUUACCAGACCCUACUGACUCAGUAAUUGACAUUUCUGUACAUAGAGGAAACGAGCAUAUGUAUGAUGGAGUUCAAAACGUUCAUUUACUGACACGAAAAGGAAACAUUUAUGGAAAUGGAAGCAAUGCCUGGUUUGAAAUGAGUGCAACACUUGAAAUUCAAGAAGCCAUUACUCCAACUUUGACAAUUUCUUCAAAAAAUACCGAUGGAAUUCCUUAUGCGAUUGGUACUGGUUUAAAUCAUGCCAUCGUCGCAGUGGCUAAAGCGUGGUCAUGUUUUUCAAAGAAUUCUACUGAUGACGCUGUUUGUAACUCUUCUGGAUUUUGUGUGGCACCUGACACCUGUCGUUGUAAACAUGUCAAUAUUUCUGGAAUUGAUUGUGGUGAAUUUAAAUGUUUUGGAAUUUGGCGAAACGAUUCAAAUGUUUGUUCAGGAGCUGGAAAUUGCACCACGUUGGACACUUGUGUUUGUCAAGAAGGUUUUUUUGGUGCCAAUUGUUCCGUUCGAGUAGCAACAUGUUUUAGGAAGUUUCCACAUGAUGCCUGUAAUGGAAAUGGAGUUUGUGUCGCUCCUGACAAGUGUGAAUGCAAAGAAGGAUAUUAUGGACCUCAAUGUGAAAACAAAUCUUGUUACGAAUUUGCAAGCUUUGAAAAGGAAUUGGCAGCGAGCAGACGAUCCUCUAGUAUGAAAAUGAAUUUAUGCAAUAAAAUUUUACGCUUGUGA
Molecule: messenger RNA, 3048 nt
Organism: Naegleria lovaniensis
Lineage: Eukaryota; Heterolobosea; Eutetramitea; Acrasida; Naegleriidae
Exons: 3
Coding region: 1-3048 (1015 amino acids)
Source: RefSeq, a predicted model, not a curated record